GCCGUUGGAUGUGGUCAUUUUUUCUUUACCUCUGCCUCCUCGUUUAUAGUCAAUGACGCGUGGGCCUGUUUCGUGCGGGGCCAGUUGCGAGACGGUAGGGUGCGUUUGUUCCGAGUCAGUCGUUUCUCCUGGCAACGCCCGCGCCUGCGCCUGGGGUGAAAACCCUAGAUCGUAAAAUAUCUGGCCCAUUCUCAGCACCGCGUCUCCUCUCUUCCGUCCCUCAACCGCGCCAGCCGCCGCGUCGCUGCCGCCGCCGAGCUCUCUCAUGUCGCCAGCGGACGGCAGCCCGGAGCCGCCGCAGUGGCGCGUCCCCCCUCGACCUACCCAGCGUCGGCGUGGCGCGUUGCCUCGCCGCCUCCCGCCUCCUCCUCGACGACCCCGAGCCGCCGUCGUCGCGCCUCUCUCCCUCGAGCACGUCGCGGAGGCGGCCGGCAGCGCGGGCCCGGGAGCAGCCGCGGGGCGCUGGAGCGCCGGCAGGCGACGCUCACGGCCGGUCGCGGGUGUCGCUCCCCCGAGCCGCCGCCGUCGGCGUGCCUCGCCCCCUCGCUCCUCUUCCGCGACCCGAGCUGCCGCCGUCCUCGACCUACCGAGCGGCAGAGGUGGAGGAGCAGUGAGGGGCGGCACUGGGACGGAGGUGGAGCACGGAUUCAGCGGCGGCGCACUUCGAGCAACGAGCGGGGCAGCGCACUUCGAGCAACGAGCGGUGAUGGCGGGCACAGUUCAUACGCCAAGCUUUGGCAUGGAUUUGAGCAAAGAGAAAAGUCACAGGAAUGUGAUUUGGAGAUGAUGGGCUCAAAAAAUGGUGAGAGAUGCCUGCCAACGUCUCUCUUCCUCGGCGCAUUCUCAUCUCCAUUAGGCAGGUGAGCUCCUACUUCCUCUCUUUCCGUCUCACGUUGCUUUGUGGGUACUGUGUCGUGUUCUUGUGUUGUUGGUUCUGUUGUGCUACUAGCUGCUGCUCGUUGCUUCCUUGUAGUCUCUUUGUGAGAAGCAAGGAUUGGGGAGAAGGCUAUGAGCCCGUGUAUAGCAUUCCUUGUUUUUUACCCUGUUUUUUGAAGGUCCUAUUCAGGUUUGGUGAUAGGGAAAAGCAUUGCCGGUUGUCAACACAAUUAGAGGGCCAGUGCUCAAAUGAUGUCCUAUCGAUAGGGCUGAAUUCUUAACCGGAGAUGGCGUUCAUGGUACUAGGCCUACUCUGGCAUAUACAUGUCUGUUUCAGAUUGAUAGCAUGGUAAUACCACUCAUUAAUAGGUGCAUAAAUAUUCUUUUGUCCCCCUUUUUAGAGUGGUAACAAUGUAAUACCACUCAUUAAUGGUAUGCGAGUUUUUAUGAGAGAAAAUUGUAUGGUUUAGUAUAGGACAUAAAAAUUCAUUUAUCUGACAUGUUUUGGGUUUUACGGCGCAAUAAUGGUAGAUCUGGAAAUUGGAAACUUUGUCAGUUUCUCCUUUUGAGGCAUAUAAAAUUGCUUAUGUUGAAGGCAAGAUACAUCGCUAUUGCUACCUGUGGCUGGAAGGGACAGGAAGAAAAAAGGGAUAGAUAGGUUUCAGCAUCUUGGAUGAGAAAUUCUCAUGAUGCUCACUCUGAUUCGUAAUUACUAAUUGUUGCU
Messenger RNA from Lolium perenne, 1600 nucleotides. RefSeq lists its product as uncharacterized. The record is from RefSeq and is a predicted model, not a curated record. Lineage: Eukaryota; Viridiplantae; Streptophyta; Magnoliopsida; Poales; Poaceae.